Molecule: messenger RNA, 1179 nt
Organism: Sphaeroforma arctica JP610
Lineage: Eukaryota; Ichthyosporea; Ichthyophonida
Product: serine/threonine protein kinase
Exons: 1
Coding region: 43-1038 (331 amino acids)
Biological process (GO): mitotic DNA damage checkpoint signaling; protein phosphorylation
Cellular component (GO): cytoplasm; nucleus
Molecular function (GO): protein serine/threonine kinase activity; ATP binding
Source: RefSeq, a predicted model, not a curated record
AAAACAUCAAAAUCGAAAAAAAAGUAAAAUUAGCAAUACGAAAUGGCAGCAAGUACAUUCAUGACUUAUUUCCAAUGCUUCGGAAGCAUGAAUGAUUCACCUACGCUGCCAACGGCAGUGAAAUACAUCACAGCCAAUAACUGUACAUCGAAGCAAAUCACGUUGUGUGAAAAGCCUAUAUCAUGUCGUUCCCUCUCACUCGCAGUAGACCCUUCGAAGAGGUUUACUGACGAAGUUCAUAUACAGAAUGGGUCCACAUGCGUAGUAUCGAGUGCCACUGAUAUUAUAACUUCACAUCAAGUGGCGUUGAAAAAAGCGCGGUGGGCAUAUUUACCACAGAUGGAGAGAGAAUUCAUGAUUCAGCAAACGAUUGGAGCACAUCCCAACAUAGGGGGUAUGAGAAAUAUAAUCAAAGAUUUCAAUAAGAAAGAGGUUUAUUUAGUAAUGGAACUCCUCGAUGGAGGCGAUUUAGUUGACCUAGUUGCAAACACCAAGAUAGGUAUGACUAGCCGUGAAUUCAUCUGCUUUGCACUACAGUUGGCCCGUGGCCUGAAACACAUACAUGACAAGGGAGUGGUACACCGUGAUAUCAAAGCCGAUAACGUAUGUACUAGCAAAGGGGACGGAGUGAUGAAGUUUGUAGAUUUUGGUGAGGCAGCACUUCUCGAUGAACCAAUUAGAAAGUAUAAAACCGGUACACUUCCAUACAUAGCACCCGAGCUACUCGAUGAGCAUAGGAAGCUAUCCGAAGCCCAGAGUGAAGUCUGUGAAACAGACUUGAAAGCUUGUGACGUAUGGUCGUUGGGUAUCACAUUCUACUCCAUGCUGACUUGUAGGCUACCGUUCAAACAAGCCGCGCAUGGCGAUAAGAACUUUGCUAUGUAUAGUACCGGGUCUGGUGUUUUCGGACCCACAAAAUCGUGGAUAAAAAUCGAAGGCACUUUGCAAACCCUUAUCGCAAAUAUGUGUGCGGUAGAUGUCGCACAAAGAUGGACAAUCGAAGAGGUCGAGGACUAUCUCACAGAACUGUCAAGAUAAGUCGUGACUAUAAAUGUGAGCUCCUAUCGGGUAAACAUCAAGAAAAUAUUAGUAUGAAAAACAAUGCUUUAAAAAAACAAUGAAUUAUUAAGUAUAAUCCACGAAUCACAUGCAAUAAAACAAUUCAAAUUUCAACUAGUG